AAUGCAAGGACAUUUCGUGAGUGGGAAGUGUAUAAAAAGCGACUUGACAAAUCUAAGUCCAUUCUUUUUAAGCAGUUUAUGGAGUUUAUGCAAGAACGUGCAGACUUUAUUGAGACAUUAGAACGCGCUCAGCUUUCUAAAACUAAAAAAUCACCUGACAUUCCGACAAAGCAUAAUGCGAAACUUAAGUCUAUGGUGUCUUUGAGCGAUAAUAUUAACUCAUCUUCUCAUAGUUUUCUUUGUCCGGAAUGUAAUGGAGAUCAUUACCUUAGUACUUGUCCACAAUUUCUAGCAUUGAGCAUUGACGAGAGAAUGUCAGUAGUGCCUAAAUAUAAAGUUUGUUAUAACUGUUUUCAUCGCGGGCACUAUCCUAAAAAUUGCAAACGAUCAGGGUGUAAAGUUUGCAAUUAUAAACAUCAUACGCUGAUUCAUAACACGAAUUAUAAGUCAAAACAUAUUAACAAUAAAUCAAAGCAUCGCUCGAUUGGUAGUGAACGAUCCGAAGUGUCCCCAUCCGCGGGCGCCGAGGACUGUGCUGUCACCCCUAAUGCUCACUCAGUUGCACUGUCGGCAAAUCUUACUGCACAUUCGCAUACAAGCAACUUGCCCGACAUUCUUCUGUCGACUGCUUUAAUCAGAUGUUACGAUAAUAAUAAUAAAGAACACAUUGCACGUGCUCUUCUUGACUCAGACAGUUCGUCGUGUAUAAUGUCAGAAAAACUGUUUAAGCAAUUAAAUAUACCAUCUAAAUAUACUAAUAAAUCUAUACAAGGCAUUAAUAAUUUACUGUCACAAGUAGAGAAAAUGUGUCGUGUUCGUAUUAAAUCACUAUGCGAAUCUUAUUGUGAUAAUUUAUUAUGUUUGGUUUUGCCGACAAUUACCGAUAAUGUGCCUCAUAGGCAGAUGCAUUUAAAUAUACCAACAGAUAUACCUUUAGCUGAUCCGUAUUAUCACACUCCAGCACCGAUAGACAUGAUAUUAGGAGCUGAUGUAUUCUGGAAUUUACUAGGAUCAGAAAGAAUCGUAUUAGGGAAUCACCAGCCUAUUUUAUUUGAAACUAGACUUGGUUGGGUAGUCAGUGGCCCAAUUAAUACCGGUUUAGCUAAUAAGUUUAAUCAACCUGUCAAAUGCAAUUUUGUAACCAUUGCUAAUGACAAAUCUUCACAAUUAGAUGACUUACAAACUCAGUUAUCGCUGUUUUGGCAAAUAGAAGAAAUAAGCCAGCAUGAGUCAUCCACUUAUUCAGUUGAAGAAGCACUUUGUGAAGAACAUUUUGUCAAGAAUACGAUACGUUUAGAAAACGGUCGGUUCUGCGUUAGAAUUCCGCUGAAAGUAUCUUCUGAUACUUCAGGUGAUUCAUUUCAUCGUGCAAAACGAUGCUUUUUAGCCAUAGAGCGUAGAAAAAAGCCUUUCAUUGAAGAAACUUUACACGCUUUACCUGAACUCAAAACACAUGUUUGUUUUCAUAACAUUUAUAACGACAAACAUUUUGACAAUGGUUUGAUUAACUUUGAGCGUUUUUCAAAUUUUAUAAGGUUACAACGAGCGGUUUGUUUUAUGUUUCGAUUCAUUAAAAGGUGUAAGGGCCAGUCAAUUAAUAGUGAAUAUUUAUCCGCUCACGAACUGCAGGAUUCACUCAAUUUAAUUAUUAUUCAAUCACAAAAGGAAUCAUUUUAUGAAUAUGAUUUAUUAUUAAAUAAUCAGAAAUUACCUCAUAAAAUCGACUUCUUAAGUUUAAUGUUUUUCUGGAUGAAAAUAAAAUCAUCCGUUUAGGAGGUAGAUUGCAUCAUUCAGAAUAUUCUUUUGAGAAAAAACAUCCAAUUUUAUUACAGUCCACUCAUCAUUUUACAAAACUUUUAUUUAAAUAUGAGCAUCGAAAAUUAAUGCAUGCAGGUCCCCAAUUAUUAUUGGCUACAAUAAGAGAAACUUACUGGCCUUUGGGUGGUCGCAACUUAGCCAGAUUAUGCUAUCGUCAGUGCGUUCGCUGUCAACGUUUUAAGGGACAAGUUGUUCAAACACAAAUGGGCAAUUUGCCAUCAAACAGAUUGUCACCAGCUGACUUUCCUUUUCAAAGUGUAGGCGUUGACUACGCGGGUCCCAUAACAUCGGUUAAUCGUCAAGGUCGUGGAUGUAAACUAAUGAAAGUUUAUAUUGUAAUUUUUGUGUGCUUUACGACUAAAGCCACACAUUUAGAAUUAGUGGGCAAUUUGACGAGCAGCAACUACUUACAGGCUUUGCGUAGGUUUAUGUCCCGAAGAGGAAAGCCUCUUCAUAUUUAUUCAGACAAUGGGACAUCAUUUGUAGGAGCCUAUAAU
This is a messenger RNA of Manduca sexta (tobacco hornworm), 2315 nucleotides long. RefSeq lists its product as uncharacterized. The transcript has a single exon. Bases 79 to 1773 code for a protein of 564 amino acids. The record is from RefSeq and is a predicted model, not a curated record. Lineage: Eukaryota; Metazoa; Arthropoda; Insecta; Lepidoptera; Sphingidae. Gene Ontology annotation, molecular function: nucleic acid binding; zinc ion binding.